AUGAAUGAAUUAAUAGAAUGCACGUACGUCCAAGGGGGCAUUAGCAGGGAGGGCUUUGUUGAUCCAAACGUCUUUAGUCCAAUCGAGGAGGACAAAGAUCCUGCGAACCGUCGGAGGCGAGAAGAGGGAGAGAGCCGUGACGAGAUUCUCGGUGAGUAUUUGGAAGGAGAGCAAAAAGAGGUGCGGGGCGGCCGAUCUGACCGCGUGCUCGUCCCCUCUUGCAAAACCGCCCAGGACCCCGGGAAAGGCGAAUCUGGACAGGGCCAGGAAAUAGAGGGAGGCGGCUGCGGGGAAAACCAUGUCGAGGAGGGGGAUAAGUCCGCUAAUACACAGAACCAUGAUGAAAGCCACCAGCUGGAGCUCGAUUACGCGGAGGGAUCCCAUAACGCCCGCGCCGCCGCCCGCCGAACUCGACGGAGGAGGAACAGCCACGCCUACUGA
Messenger RNA from Striga asiatica, 441 nucleotides. Lineage: Eukaryota; Viridiplantae; Streptophyta; Magnoliopsida; Lamiales; Orobanchaceae. The record is from the annotation of a GenBank genome assembly.